Salvelinus namaycush (lake trout) is the source of this 2936-nucleotide messenger RNA. Its product is annotated as hematopoietic lineage cell-specific protein-like. The transcript has 15 exons. The coding region runs from base 807 to 2312 and encodes 501 amino acids. Gene Ontology annotation, cellular component: site of polarized growth; actin filament; cortical actin cytoskeleton. Gene Ontology annotation, molecular function: actin filament binding. NCBI's taxonomy places the organism in Eukaryota, Metazoa, Chordata, Actinopteri, Salmoniformes, Salmonidae. The record is from RefSeq and is a predicted model, not a curated record. Gene Ontology annotation, biological process: regulation of actin filament polymerization.
UUUUAUUCUAUAGAUUUUAUGGCAGAUUCAUUUGCCAUUCUGGUGUAAUGUUGUCCAUUCCAGAUGAAAUCGUGUAGGUAUUUUUUAUGUGACACUACAGAUAAUGUCCAUCCAAUCUAUGAUUCCUAUAAUUUAGCAUUAUUUAUUGCUUACGCAUUCAAACCGCAUAAUCUACUACAAUGUAUGGUGAACACAAUACUGCUGGGAAAAAUGACUAGUCAAAAACGUAUUCUUGUUGUCUGUUGUCCCACUACACAUCUUGUAACUCAUUUUUCCUCUGUUAACUUCUAUUGUAAAUGACCUUGUACUGUGCUGUAUAGAUUGAAUUGUGAUAAUGAUGAUGAUACGUGUUUUUCAGCACAGCCCACUGAGAAAUAUAGGGCUGGAUGUGUACCAGUUAUUCUCAAAGGGACCAGUUGGAACAUAACGGGUGAAAAGACGAGACAAAAAAUGGGAAUUACACAUGAUUUAUGACCUUAUGAAAAUAACUGCUGCAAAGUAAAUCUGAUGUCAAAUCUCUGUAUGAUCAGUGUUGGUUAGUCUUGGGCUAUUUUUUUAAAUGAAAUAUAUUGGGAAAACAAAUGGAUGUUUAUUACGGAAUGAGAAUGUGUGCUUUUACUAAUUAACAAACAGUAUUGUUUUGACUACAACUGUGUCCAGCUUUGAUACAGUAGCAAGCCCGUAGCUACUUGCAUAUUAUCGGCCACGCGCAUUAUUUCCUCUAUCAACAGUUUGCGUGACUAUCCUUGUUCUGGUUGAGACUUGUGAUAUUAUUACAUCAAAGAAAUUUGUCUGGCAACGCAAAGAUGUGGAAGUCAGUGGUGGGACACAACGUGAGCAUAAAGGUUGCAGAGGGGGACGACUGGGAGACCGACCCUGACUUUGAGAAUGAUGUGUCAGAACAGGAACAGAGAUGGGGGGCCAAGACCAUUGAGGGGUCUGGUCGAAAAGAACACAUCAGUGUAUCAGAGCUGAGACAGAAGGUGUCCCAGGAGCAUGAGGUGGGGAAGCAGAAGGAGCGAGCGGAGGCUCCCAAGGCCUCUUACGGUUACGGAGGGAAGUUUGGAGUGGAGAAAGACCGCAUGGACAAGGGGGCAGUGGGGCAUGGCUACGUGGCGCAGGUGGAGCAGCACUCAUCCCAGACCGAUGCAAAGAGAGGAUUCGGGGGGAAAUUUGGAGUGCAGAAAGACCGUGUGGAUAAGUCUGCCAUGGGUUUUGAAUACAAGGGAGAGGUGGAGCAACAUACAUCUCAGAAAGACUAUUCAAAGGGUUUUGGAGGGAAGUUUGGGGUGGAGAAGGAGAAAGUGGACAAGGCUGCCUUGGGUUACGACUACAAGGGAGAGACCGAGAAGCACCAGUCUCAGAAAGACUAUUCAAAGGGUUUUGGAGGGAAGUUUGGGGUGGAGAAGGAGAAAGUGGACAAGGCUGCUUUAGGUUACGACUACAAGGGAGAGACAGAGAAGCACCAGUCUCAGAAAGACUAUGCCAAGGGCUUUGGAGGACGCUAUGGAGUCCAGACAGACCGCAUGGAUAAAAGUGCAGUGGCCUUCACAGACAUGGAAUCCCCUACCUCUGCCUAUGAGAAGACACUACCAAUGGAGGCAUCAAGUGCAGGGGCAGGCAACCUGAAGGCUCGCUUUGAGAACUUGGCUCGGUCAUCAGACGAGGAGAACAGAAAGCGAGCGGAGGAGGAGAGAGCCAGGAGACAGGCUAGAGAGAAGAGAGAGCAGGAGGAGGCACGACGCAAACAACAGGAACAGAACAGCAGGGAGGAGGAAGCAGAGCAGCAUCAGCCUCCACCUGUUGAAGAGCAGAGACCUCCACCUGUUGAAGAGCAGAGACCUCCACCUGUUGAAGAGACCAACAGGAAGCCCCAACCACCACAGCUGCCCACUGCCAGGGCAGUGCCUCAGAUACCAAGAUAUGAACCUGAGCCAGUGGAGGAAGAGGAGGAGCCAGACUAUGACCAGACCCCGUGCCUGCCCCCACGGUCAAGUGACCUGCUGGAGGCGGAGCCACCUCAGGAGCAGACCCCAUCAGAACCAGAGCAGGAGGAUGAGGGAGAGUAUGAGGAUAUCUCAUCAAUACCUUUCCCAGAACCUGAUCCAGCUGUGAAUAAUGACUAUGAGGACCUGACAUACGGUCAGACCGCAGUGGCCAUUUAUGACUACCAAGGAGAGGCAGAUGAUGAGAUCUCCUUCAACCCGGAUGAUGUCAUCACCAACAUAGAGAUGGUGGACGAAGGCUGGUGGAAGGGACACUGUCACGGACGCAUUGGACUUUUCCCUGCUACAUUCGUGAAAAUGAUGUAGUGAGCGUGCCUAGUCUCCAACACAGACAUAUACCUGAGCCCAUAGGACCUGUGGGUCUUUUCACAGGGGGAACAUCAGCAUAUUGAUCCUAUCUGACAGGUAUAGUUUGAUUGUACCAUGGGAGCAUCUCAAAUGCAUACGCCUCUAUCCUCCCUUUCUCAAUACCCAUUGGAGAAGAAGGGACCUCUAGCUUUCUCAUCCAAUGGGUUUUUAGGUGAGGGGGACACAAGGAGUAUACAAUUGAGAUUCUCCCCAUGUGUUUUCUAAUCAAUUGAUUUAUAUCCGGUCAGUAGUCAUGACAUAUAAUGGAUAGUCAUUGUGCUUCAUAUUGCUCAGGGUGGGAUGCAGGCCUUCCCCUUAUAAAAGCUGAUUGCUAAAUGUUCCAGUGAUAUUCUCAUACACUUGCAUUUCAAAGGAUUAUGUAAGUCAUUUAGCUAUGGAAUGUUAUGUUUAAAAACAAUUAACUACAGACAAUUGUAUUUUGGCUAUUGAUGCAAUUCUCAACUUGAAUUACAUGUUGUAAUUGCAUAUGUAAGCAAAGCAUAAUAUCUGAAACACCAGGUUAAAAAGGUUAUUUCUAGAAUCAACUGCAUGUAAUCAAUAAAAUGUCUUAAUGUACAGAAA